GAGGAGAUGACCCGCAGCCCGCAGAGCACCACCGGCCACCAUCGACCGGCAUGUUCCCCGCGCCCGCCCACACCCACCUGACCUGGAUGCGGUCGGCGCGACCCCACACACUCUCCCACCUUCCCACCUCGGGCCUUGCCCUAAUGGCUAUAUAUAUAACCUCCGUCGAUCUCCCAUUCGACACCAGACAAAUCAGGAAACAAAGUGGCAGACAUAGACAAGCAGAGCAGCUCGCGGAUCGAUCCAUGGAGUUCGACAAGCGCACGGGGACGCCUUCUCCCCUUCUCCCCCGGAGCGCCUCCACCGUCACCUACUGCUGCGGGCGGUGCGGGUACGACCUGAAGCUGAGCUCGUCGGCGCGGGACACGGCGGGCAUCGUGGGGGCCGGCGCGGGCGGGGCGAGGCGGCGGGGCUGGCGGAGCGCGGCGGUGGUGGUGUUCGACGCCAUCGACGACGCGCGCUUCGGCCACCUCGACGAGUUCCGCUGCCUCGACCUGCGCGCGCGCCGCCUCUUCGCGCGCCGCACGCGCCUGCUCUGCCGCAAGUGCGGCGCCCACGUCGGCUUCGGCUACGACGACAACACCACCGCCACCAGGCCGCCGCGGUACCACAUCAAGAUCCGCGCCCUCCACCCCGCCUCCUCCGACGACGCCUUCUCCGGCGCCGCCACGCCGCCGCCGCCGUCCCACGCGCCGGCGGAUCCGCGAUCUUGAUCUCCAUUGCCUGACAUGCCCGUGCGCACAUUCCGUCCCUUUUUUUGUGUUUCCAUUUUCUUUCUUCCUUUCUCUGUCGACGCAAACGGGAAUUGCCGUUCGCGCUCGCUAGUGUACAAACUGAUUUGAUUGAUUGGAAAUUGGAAUCAAAUCUCUUUCUGAUA
Messenger RNA from Aegilops tauschii subsp. strangulata, 877 nucleotides. RefSeq lists its product as uncharacterized. NCBI's taxonomy places the organism in Eukaryota, Viridiplantae, Streptophyta, Magnoliopsida, Poales, Poaceae. The record is from RefSeq and is a predicted model, not a curated record.